This is a messenger RNA of Nothoprocta perdicaria, 1118 nucleotides long. It is a transcript of the gene LPAR5, whose product is annotated as lysophosphatidic acid receptor 5. Gene Ontology annotation, biological process: G protein-coupled receptor signaling pathway; behavioral response to pain. Gene Ontology annotation, cellular component: membrane. Gene Ontology annotation, molecular function: G protein-coupled receptor activity. The transcript has a single exon. Lineage: Eukaryota; Metazoa; Chordata; Aves; Tinamiformes; Tinamidae. The coding region runs from base 1 to 1113 and encodes 370 amino acids. The record is from RefSeq and is a predicted model, not a curated record.
AUGUCUGCUGCCAAUGUGUCUCAGACAUGCAAGGAUUACCGUUUCAGCCACCAUCUGCUUCUGCCRGGCUACAUCCUCAUCUUCAUGACAGGUUUGAUGCUCAAUGUGAUGGCCCUCUGGAUCUUCAUGCGCUACCUGCGCCUGAAGUCUGUGGUGAUGAUCUACAUGUUCAACUUGGCCAUGAGUGACCUCAUCUUCACCCUUCCUCUGCCACUGCGACUCUACUACUACUCCAACCACCACUGGCCCUUUGACAACUUUCUGUGCCAGGUCUCUGGAUCUGUCUUCCAAAUCAACAUGUAUGGUAGCUGCCUCUUCCUCAUGUGUAUCAAUCUGGACCGCUAUGUUGCCAUUGUCCACCCACUUCGCUGGCGGCAUCUGCGGCGCCCCAAAGUGGCCAAGGUCCUCUGCCUCAUUGUCUGGAUUAUGAUCCUCAUGGGCUCCAUCCCCACAGCCAUGGUCCACAAGCAAAACCACUGUAUGACACAGAACCAGACAAUUCAUCUGUGCUUUGAAAGCUUCAGUGACAACAUGUGGCAAAAAAACCUCUUCCCUUUAGUUAUCCUGGCUGAAAUCCUGGGUUUUCUCCUGCCUCUGAGCUCUGUGCUGUACUGCUCAAUACGGAUCUUCUGGGAGCUCUGCCAGAACAACCAGACUAGGACGCUACGACAGCAGAAGACCAUUCGUCUUCUCUUGGUCAAUCUGGUCAUCUUCAUCAUYUGCUUUGUGCCCUACAACACUACCCUGGCAGUUUACGGGAUGAUAAAAGCCCACAUACUGAAGGUUGAGAAACAAACACAAGCUGCUGUGCGCCAAGUGCUAAUUUUGACAAUGUUGUUGGCCAGCAUGAACUGCACGCUGGACCCCUUGAUCUACUACUUUAGCACUGAGGGUUUCCGAAAUACCUUUAAGAAACUGCAGCGGGGACAAGCCUGGGACUCAGAUACAGGGAUGCUGAAAAAUCAGACUGUGGAAAAUAAGUSUCACCAAAUCCAUGCUUCCUCAAAAGUGAAACAGUUCCCCUCUAACAAUUUUACCCAUCCUAAAGAAUCUUUGCCAGCACUUCCUACUAARAUACUCCUAAAUGCCCCUAUUGAGGACUCAGAAAUCUAACUACA